AAAAACUAUACUGUUCUCGAAGUCCGACCGACCCAGACUUUGGCGUCGCAUCCAUGGCGAUCUUCGCUGGCCUUCUCACCUUCGUCUCCACCCUCCUCGCUCUCGCCCUCCGGCACCUCUUGCGCCUCCUGCGCAGCCGCGCGCCCGACCCCGCGGCCGCGGCGGGGUUCUUCCACCCGUACACCAACGACGGCGGUGGCGGGGAGCGCGUGCUCUGGUGCGCCGUGCGCGCCGUCCAGGACCUCUGCCCCGACCUCCCCUGCGCCGUCUUCACCGGCGACGCGGACGCGUCCCCCGAUGGACUCGCCGCCCGCGCGCUCGAUCGCUUCGGUGUCCGCCUCCUCCGCCCGCCGCAGGUCGUUUAUUUGAACAAGAGAAAGUGGAUCGAAGCAAGCACAUAUCCGCGCUUCACAAUGAUCGGGCAAAGUCUUGGCUCAGUAUAUCUCGCAUGGGAGGCUCUUAACAAAUUCACCCCGCAGUUUUACUUUGAUACAAGUGGCUAUGCUUUUACGUAUCCACUGGCUUGGCUGUUUGGUUGCAAGGUCCUCUGCUACACUCAUUAUCCCACGAUCAGUUCUGAUAUGGCCGAACGUGUUAAGCAGCGCAAAUCAAUGUACAAUAACAACUCUCUUAUCUCUGGAAGCAUUUGGUUGUCUCGAUGCAAAGUUCUGUACUACACCAUAUUCAGUUGGUUGUAUGGUUUAGUUGGUUCCUGUGCACAUCUUGUGAUGGUGAAUUCCUCAUGGACAAGAUCCCAUAUUGUAAAUAUUUGGAAAGUCCCAGAGCGUACUAAGAGGGUAUACCCUCCAUGCGAUACUUCCGCCCUGCAGAUGCUUCCCCUGGAAAGAUCAACUACACCUCCUGUUCUUAUAUCAGUUGCACAGUUCCGUCCUGAAAAGGCUCAUGGUCUUCAGUUGGAGGCAUUUGCACUUGCUCUUGAAAGGCUAGAUUCAGACUUUCUUAAGCCAAAACUUCAAUUUGCUGGCAGUUGCCGGAAUAAAGAGGAUCUGGAAAGAUUACAAAAGCUUAAGGACAGAUCUGUGGAGCUUCACAUAGAUGAGCUUGUAGAGUUCCACCAGGAUAUCUCUUACAGAGACCUGGUACAGCUUCUUGGUGGUGCAAUUUGUGGGCUCCAUUCAAUGACAGAUGAGCAUUUUGGAAUAAGUGUCGUCGAGUACAUGGCUGCUGGUGCUAUUCCAAUUGCCCAUAAAUCUGCAGGACCAAUGAUGGAUAUUGUGCUAGAGGAGGACAGCCGGGAGACAGGGUUUCUGGCCUCCAGGAAGGAAGAAUUUGCGGAGGCAAUCCUCAAGGUCUUGAGGAUGCCGGAGCCAGAGAGGCGAGAAAUGGCGGCAGCAGCACGGAAGCGUGCUCAAAGGUUUUCAGAGCAGAAGUUUCAUGAAGAUUUCACUAAAGCGGUUCGCCCAGUUUUAUUAGGACGCUCAUAGCCUUUUGCUCUAAUAGCCAAAAACAUUAACAAGUUCAGCAUGAUGGAGAUUCUGAGGUUUGAGUGCAUCUGCAAAGUUCUAGCUUGAGCUUUUCCAGAUUAUCAGUGUUAGUUUUGUGUAUCACACACACUGUUGUAUAGAGAAGAGCAAAAGAAUGAUAUGAUAAACUCUUGACUGUUUCUUUGGCACUAUACUAGUACUGUAUAUUUUGACCACAAUAUCUGAACUUGAGGAAUUCAACUCCAUGCAUGAACAGAUUUCUAAAGUUAUCCA
This is a messenger RNA of Triticum aestivum (bread wheat), 1718 nucleotides long. Its product is annotated as GDP-Man:Man(3)GlcNAc(2)-PP-Dol alpha-1,2-mannosyltransferase. Gene Ontology annotation, cellular component: endoplasmic reticulum membrane. The transcript has 7 exons. The record is from RefSeq and is a predicted model, not a curated record. Gene Ontology annotation, biological process: protein N-linked glycosylation; dolichol-linked oligosaccharide biosynthetic process. Lineage: Eukaryota; Viridiplantae; Streptophyta; Magnoliopsida; Poales; Poaceae. Bases 54 to 1445 code for a protein of 463 amino acids. Gene Ontology annotation, molecular function: GDP-Man:Man(3)GlcNAc(2)-PP-Dol alpha-1,2-mannosyltransferase activity.